AUGAUGACUGCCAAAGUGAUUGAGAAUUCUGAAGGAGCUCGGACCACACCAUCAGUUGUUGCUCUCAGCGCGAAAGGGGAGCGACUUGUAGGAACCACAGCUAAGCAUCAGGCUGUGACGAACCCAACAAAUACAUUUUCAGGGACAAAACGUUUAACAGGGAGGCGGUUUGAUGAUCCUCAGACACAGAAGGAAAUGAAAAUGGUGCCUUAUAAGAUAGUCAGAGCUCCCAAUGGAGAUGCUUGGGUGGAAGCUGCUGGACAGCAGUACUCCCCAAGCCAGAUUGGUGCAUUCGUUCUUAGCAGGAUGAAAGAAACAGCUGAGUCGUACCUGAACAACGGUGUUAACAAAGCUGAAGUUACAGUUCCAGCCUACUUCAAUGAUGCACAUAGAAUUAUUAACGAACCAACUGCUGCUGCACUAUCUUAUGGUUUAAAUAACAAAGAAGGCACCAUUGCAGUGUUUGAUCUUGGAGGCGGUACUUUUGAUGUUUCUAUUCUAGAAAUAUCCAAUGGUGUCUUUGAGGUGAAAGCAACGAAUGGAGACACAUUUCUUGGAGGGGAGGAUUUUGACAAUGCACUGUUAGAAUUCUUGGUGGGUGAGUUCCAGAGAACCGAAGGGAUUGAUCUAUCAAAGGAUAGGCUUGCACUGCAGAGGCUUCGGGAAGCUGCAGAGAAGGCUAAGAUAGAACUCUCAUCGACCUCUCAGACUGAAAUCAACCUGCCUUUCAUAACUGCUGAUGCUUCUGUAGAUGAAGUUCUUCUUGUUGGAGGUAUGACUCGUGUUCCCAAGGUACAACAAAUAGUUGCUGAAAUUUUCGGAAAAAGUCCAAGCAAGGGGGUUAAUCCUGAUGAGGCUGUUGCAAUGGGAGCUGCAAUUCAGGGUGGUAUCCUCCGUGGAGAUGUGAAGGAGUUGCUUUUAUUGGAUGUAACUCCACUAUCGCUUGGCAUUGAAACUCUUGGUGGCAUUUUCACCAGGCUGAUUAACAGAAACACCACCAUUCCCACAAGGAAGUCCCAGGAUAUAUACGCCCGCACCCAUGAACUCGAAAUGCAUGCAAAUAUGUAUAGGAUCACGCAUGCAUCUGCUGUACAGUCGACGGCAAGGUAUGCUUCGUUCGUUGUCUUCUCUACAGCCGCAGACAACCAGACCCAAGUUGGAAUCAAAGUGCUUCAAGGUGAGCGUCAAAUGGCUGCUGACAACAAGCUUCUUGGAGAAUUCGAACUUAUGGGUAUUCCACCUGCACCUAGGGGCUUGCCACAGAUUGAAGUGACAUUCGACAUUGAUGCCAAUGGUAUUGUUACUGUUUUUGCCAAGGAUAAGACAACUGGAAAAGAGCAACAGAUUACGAUCAGAUCAUCUGGAGGGCUUUCAGAGGAUGAGAUUCAAAAGAUGGUCAGGGAAGCCAAGUUGCAUUCUCAGAAAGAUCAGGAGAGGAAAGAACUGAUUGACCUCCGAAAUUCUGCUGAUACAACCAUAUACAUCAUAGAGAAGAGCUUAGCCGAGUAUAGGGACAAGAUUCCAUCUGAGGUGGCAACAGAACUCGAGUCUGCUGUGUCAGACCUAAGGAAAGCAAUGGGUAAUGACAACGUGGAGGAGAUAAAGGCAAAGAUUGAUGCUGCAAACAAGGCUGCUACAAAGAUUGGACAGCAUAUGUCUGGAGGCUCCGGUGGGGCUGCCUCUGGAGGGUCCCAGGAUGGGGAGCAGCCUCCAGAAGCAGAAUAUGAGGAGGCCAAGAAGUAG
Ilex paraguariensis (yerba mate) is the source of this 1743-nucleotide messenger RNA. Lineage: Eukaryota; Viridiplantae; Streptophyta; Magnoliopsida; Aquifoliales; Aquifoliaceae. The record is from the annotation of a GenBank genome assembly.